GAGCGCUUGGUUUGUUGCACCGGGUGGACCGUGUGAUUUUAGCAUAUGUGGCACAAGCGGGCGGAGCUAAGCGGGCUGAGAUGCAGAUGCUGCUGAAGCAGGUGGAUGCUCUGUGCAGCUGAGGGACCAUCACAGGAAACUGGGAAACAGAUUUGGAGGUUUUUUCCGUCGUGGGGAACACAUUUCGCUCCACCUUUUCUACUUCUCUAUCCUCGCGGAUCCCCCCCCCUCCUCCCCCGCAGUGAGAGGCUCCGUCUGUCUGUCUGCGGCUUGCGGGGAUGUGAAGCUCCAUCGGCCGCAGCCUCUCCCCCCUGAACCAGCCUGAUAUUAUGCGGGGAACCAGGCGCUCUGCACGGACACAAGGGGAACAAAGCACCGCUGUAAAGAACCGCUCACAAACUGGCAGUAUUCGCCAGCCAUGGUCGACCCCUCGGAGGCUGAGGAUCAGUGCAAGGGCCCGCAGCUCAACGCCCCGGCUGUGGCCCCUGAAGACCCCCGCCUGCCGGACCAGGCCGAUGGCACCACGGAGGAGGACGGGGACGCCGGUUUCGAGACGCCGCCGUCCGGCAGCUCGGUGGCGAGCCCCUCCCAUGUGCCUGCCCCCGCCACUUCUGAGACUCCGCCCCCUGCUCCUGAGCAACCACAGACUCAGACUGACAGACCCCCCUCCCCAAAGCUGCACCUGGACCUGUACAACUUCGAGUCCCCGGUCGCCGAGGGCAGUCGCUACGUGCUGACGAGCCCCCACUCCCUGGAGGCCUGCGCCCGCUGCGGGGUCAAACCGGUGGAGCUGCUGCACCGGCCGCUCGGCGACUUCGCCCGCGAGGCGCCGGGCCGCUCCAUGCGGGUCGCCACGGGUCUGUUCGAGGUCUUCGAGAGGGAGAGACACGGCAAGCUGCGGCAGUGCCGGGAGGAGCGGGAGAGGAUCCUCAGGGAGGAGAAGCGCCGGCUCCUGCAGGCGGGGGUGAACACCGGCAGCAGGGAGUCCGCCCCCCCUCAGGACCAGCAGCACAAAACCCCCUCUGGACCUCAACCUCCCAAAUCUGGGUCGCUGACCUCCAGCUCAGACUCUGGAGCUUCCUCUAGAGUCCCCCCACCCUGUCCCGCAUCUAAACCGGCUCUUUUAGCUAAAGCCUCGACCGGUUCCUCCCCGAAAUCUCAGUCCUCCAAAACCGGUUCCCUGCUGUCCUCCAAGUCUGAAGUAAAGACCAGCCGCCCCCUCUCCGGCCCCCCACCCAUAAUCAGGAAGUCCUCAGGCGGUAAAUCCUCACACACCUUCCCCAGACCCACACCCAAACCCCCGUCCUUCCCUAGAGCCAACUCCACCCUCUCCUCCUCGGGGACUAAGCCCCUGAACGGGGUCUCAGGUCCGCCUGUCCCCCAGCACAACGGAACGGGCCUCCAGUCCAAGGUCCGAUCAAAGAGCCAUUCCCUGGAGUCCCUGCAGCGCCGGAUGGACCCCUCCUCCACCUCCAACACCACCACCACCUGCACCUCCUCAGAGUCCGGCGCCUCCUCCUCUUACAGCUGGGACGGGGUCCGGGACCACUGGGCAAAGGUCUCCAGCCCCCGCGCCCGCACCAUGGCCACCUUCAACUCGCUGAUGGGCCGCAGCCUCAGCCUGGGCGACCUCAGCCACUCCCUGCAGACCACGCAGAAGGUGGAGCGCAUCGUGAAAGAGGUGAAGCGCCGGGGCCUGAAGGCGGUGUCGGAGCGGGACCGCAAGAUUGCGGCGCUGAUGCUCGCCCGGUUCCAGGAGGAGGACAUCAUGAGCCAGACGCGCUAUGUGGCUCACCUGCAGUGGGACAGCGAGCGGCGCAUGGACGAGCUGCGGCGCGAGCAGGAGGACCGGGAGAAGCAGCGGGCGGUGCAGGAGUGCCAGCGGGUGUGGCAGACGCAGGUCUCCACCCGGCAGAGGAGGCUCAGCCAGCAGGAGAGACUCUCCACCGCCGCCAAGAUGCGCCAGGCGGAGGAGAGCGAGGAGCGCUGGAGGGAGCUGUCGGAGCAGCAGGAGCGCAGCCGGCUGCUCCGCUUGCAGCAGGCAGCGCGCGAGGAGAAGCACAAGAAGUCCCUGCAGGAGCAGAACCUGAAGGCGCUGGAGGAGGAGCGCGCCGCCAUGCUGGAGCAGGAGCGGCUGUUGCUGAAGGAGAAGCUCACCAUGGCUGAGCUGAAGAGGCAGGAGAAGGAGCACCAGAGCCAGGAGGACCGGCGGGGGCUGAACAAAGCGGAGAAGAGACGCCACGCCGCCCUGAUCCAGGAGAUCGCCCGCCGAGAGCAGGAGGAGAGGGAGGAGGCCCGGCGGGCGGCGGAGGAGAAGCUCAGCCGCUCCCUGGAGAACUACGAACACAUCGUGGAGCGCCGGGGCCAGGAGCUGAAGGAGAAGGCCAGGCGCGAGGAGAAACAGAUCCAGAAGGCGCGCAAUGCGGCGGGGAAGCGCGAGAAGCAGCAGCAGCAGCUCCUGGAGGCGCGCGCCAAGGAGGCGGAGAAACGGGCGCAGCAGGCGGCGCUGGUGGCCGAAGUCCGGGCGAAGGAGAAGGCCCAGCGCGCCGUGCAGAGCCGGCAGGAGAAGGAGAAGCUGCAGAAGCUCAACCGGCAGCGGGUGGAGGAGGAGGAGAAGCAGAGGAGGCAGGAGCUGCUGCAGUCCAUCGAGAGGAAGCUGGAGAAGAGCGAGCAGAUCUUCAAGGAGAAGCGUGCGGUGCUGGAGAGCGCCCGCUCCGUCGCCCAGGCCUCCUUCCACGUGCGGGACAAAGUGCGGGAGGAGACCAACAUGAGGACCUUCGAUAAGAUGGCUCUGGAGGCGCAGCUCAAAGCCAGCCUCAACCCCCAGUAGGCUCUGAGGUCACUUCCUGUGCCGACAGCUUUACCUUUUCUCCCAAAGUGUGUUCUUUACUUCCUGACAUCACCCCCCCCCC
Molecule: messenger RNA, 2912 nt
Organism: Eleginops maclovinus (Patagonian blennie)
Lineage: Eukaryota; Metazoa; Chordata; Actinopteri; Perciformes; Eleginopidae
Gene: ccdc177
Product: coiled-coil domain containing 177
Exons: 2
Coding region: 419-2830 (803 amino acids)
Source: RefSeq, a predicted model, not a curated record